UACCCGCCCCGCGGCGGCGCCGUGACGCGGCGCGUGACGUCACGCGCCCCGCCCGGGCGCCAUGCCGCGCGUCUACAUCGGGCGCCUGAGCUACCAGGCGCGCGAGCGCGACGUGGAGCGGUUCUUCAAGGGCUACGGCAGGAUCCUCGAGGUGGACCUCAAGAACGGGUACGGCUUCGUGGAGUUCGACGACCUGCGAGACGCCGACGACGCCGUCUACGAGCUGAACGGCAAGGACCUGUGCGGGGAGAGGGUGAUCGUGGAGCACGCCCGGGGCCCGCGGCGGGACAGCGCCUACGGCUCCGCACGCAGUGGAUAUGGUUAUAGAAGAAGCGGAAGAGAUAAGUACGGUCCUCCGACCCGUACAGAAUACAGAUUGAUUGUGGAAAAUUUGUCAAGCCGCUGCAGUUGGCAAGAUCUUAAGGAUUAUAUGCGUCAGGCAGGGGAAGUGACAUAUGCAGAUGCACACAAAGGAAGGAAAAAUGAAGGUGUGAUUGAGUUCAAAUCCUAUUCUGACAUGAAAAGAGCCCUUGAAAAGCUGGACGGGACAGAAGUAAAUGGCAGAAAGAUUAGAUUAGUGGAAGACAGACCUGGAUCGAGACGGCGCCGCUCUUAUUCCCGAAGCCAUUCAAGGUCUCGCUCCCGAAGCAGACAUUCGCGCAAGAGCAGGAGCCGCAGUGCCAGCAGCAGUCGCUCCAAGAGCAGAUCAAGAUCCAGGUCUGUGUCCCGUUCCAGAAGCAAGAGCCGUAGUCGAAGCAAGAGCCGUAGCAGAGGCCAAAAAGAGAAAAGCAGGACUCCAAGUAAAGAGGAUAAAAGUAGGAGCCGCAGCAGGAGUGCAGAAAAAUCACGAGCCAAAAGUAAAGACCAAUCUGAGGGUGUUCUCCAUAACAGUGAUGAGAAAGCAAAGAGCAGGAGCCGCAGCAAGGGAAAGAGUAAGAGCAGGAGCAGAAGUGGGAGUAGAGAAAGGGGAGAGGAGAGGGAGAGCAUGAGGAGUAGGAGCAAAGACGGGGAGAAAAGCAUUAGCAAGGCUAGAAGCCGGAGCAAGAGCAGGGAUAGGAGCAGGAGCCAUAGUAAAGACAAAAGGAGAAGUAGGAAGAGAAGCAGGGAUGGCAGCAAAAGUAGAAGCAGGAGCCGAAGCAAGAGUGAGAAAAGCAAGAGGCGCAACAAGCGGGACAGCAAGGCGAGUGGCAAGAAGAAAAGGAAGGGCAGUCGUGAGCAGUCCAGGUCAGUCUCCAAAGAAAAGGAGUAUCUGAAACCAAAGUCUGACAAGAAGGAAGCCAAGGGAGAGGGUGAGGAUACAGGUGUGCAGCAGGUGUCUCACUCCAGAUCUAGAUCCAAUUCCAAGUCAAAGCCAAAUGUCAAAUCAGAUUCUCGUUCCAGGUCAAAAUCAAUUUCAAAACCCAAGUCCCGGUCCAAGUCUAGGUCCAGGUCUGCCUCUAGAUCACACUCCCGAUCACAGUCAAGGUCUCGCUCCAAAUCCUAACCUUGCUGCAACCACACGUGGAACUAUUGGACAAGUCUUGUACGUGUUUGGUAGUUGUAGCACAAGUGAUUGAAGUAGAACACGUCAAAGCUGUAUAUUUUUAACAACCGUGGUGGUGUGUCUGUCCCCUGUUAACUGCAGUGCUUGCUCCCUGUAAUGCUCACAAGUGCAAGGCUCACUUGCUGUCUUGUAGGAAGAUUUUCUUUAAUUCUUCCUACAGCACUGAAAUUGCCCUGCUUUUCUAAGCCCAGCCUUACAGAGAGUGAGCACUGCGCUUCGGGGUUACGAAAUUGGAAUGAUGACUGAUACGUGGGUGUGAUGGCUUCAGCCAUCAUCACCCUUGAAUUGAUGCCCUUCGGUGUAUGUCAUUUAGUGGAAGUGCAAAGUCUUAAGUUUCUUACUACUUUUGUUUCAUAUUUUUGGACUUAGGGAGUUGUGAAUAGCACUGCCAAAAAGGAGAGAAAAAGGAAAUUGAUACUUGAAGUAAUCUGUAAGGGAAUAGUAGUAGAGUUCCGUAUUCUGG
Nothoprocta perdicaria is the source of this 2006-nucleotide messenger RNA. RefSeq names its product serine and arginine rich splicing factor 4 (gene SRSF4). The coding region runs from base 62 to 1483 and encodes 473 amino acids. NCBI's taxonomy places the organism in Eukaryota, Metazoa, Chordata, Aves, Tinamiformes, Tinamidae. Gene Ontology annotation, molecular function: mRNA binding. Gene Ontology annotation, biological process: mRNA splice site recognition; alternative mRNA splicing, via spliceosome. The transcript is spliced from 6 exons. The record is from RefSeq and is a predicted model, not a curated record. Gene Ontology annotation, cellular component: ribonucleoprotein complex; cytoplasm; nucleus.